Molecule: messenger RNA, 813 nt
Organism: Plasmodium knowlesi strain H
Lineage: Eukaryota; Apicomplexa; Aconoidasida; Haemosporida; Plasmodiidae
Exons: 2
Coding region: 1-813 (270 amino acids)
Source: RefSeq, a predicted model, not a curated record
AUGAUAUCUCUUAGGAAACUUCCUCUAUUCAUCUUUGUUGUAUACUCCUGGCAAUGUUCUGACCACUACGUAAUUACACUUGGUACACUAUGGAGUGGCGAGUUAGGAACUAAGCGAAGUGACAACACGACUACGAUGCGUAUUAGUCGAUCAUUAAUGGGGGAAAUGGACAUAGGAACACACCAGCAGGACAGGAACGGCUCUUUCCGAAAGGAAAAAUUAAUGCGCUCUGUGUAUGGUAAUAAUUAUCAUGGUGGUGGCUAUCUUGGUCGUCAUCACCCUUAUUACGAUAAUUCCAUGGACAGCUUAAUAACUAACAGUUCUAUGGAUAGCACUUCUAUGGGCAGUUGCAGUUCUUUAUUUACUGGCAAUAGCACUUUUACGGACAGUUCCAUGAACAACUUAAUAACGGACCGUUCCAUGGAUAGCGUAACUGACCGUUCCAUGGAAAGCUUAACUGACAAUUCCAUGGAAAGUCCAUUUGACCGUUGCAUGGGCAGUUUAACUGACCGUUCCAUGGACAGCAUAACUGACAAUUCCAUGGAAAGUCCAUUUGACCGUUCCAUAGAAAGUCUCUUUCCCAAAAGGAGAGAUUUUCAUGGUGAUUAUCCAACACCGUUCGUAAGAAUGAAGCACGGUGGAAGGCGCAGGGGGCAAAUACCUGCGUUCAGUGGAAGGACACGUCCCUUCCGAAAUAGGAAGGUACAUAGGUACCUUCGUGCGAUUUUCGAAGUACCUAUACUCCUAUUUAUUAAUAUUUUUGCAUGUUGUUUAUUACUCUCCAUUCCCAUAUUAUUAUUAUUAGUAUUUUAG